This is a messenger RNA of Tripterygium wilfordii, 2102 nucleotides long. Its product is annotated as AP-5 complex subunit zeta-1. The record is from RefSeq and is a predicted model, not a curated record. Bases 6 to 1871 code for a protein of 621 amino acids. NCBI's taxonomy places the organism in Eukaryota, Viridiplantae, Streptophyta, Magnoliopsida, Celastrales, Celastraceae. The transcript has 16 exons. Gene Ontology annotation, cellular component: AP-5 adaptor complex.
AUAAAAUGAUAAAACGACGGCAUAUGGAAACGUUUUUUACUUUUCAUUCAAUUCGUAAACGACGACGUUUGGUAUCUGUCUUCGUUAAUCUUCCUCUGUAUCAACUGUCGGAGCUCAGCGACGGUGACUGGCAGUUGAAACGACUCUCUCUAUUUUUUCAAUUUCCAGAAAUGGCCGAUCGAGACCGCGACAGAGAGUGGGAUUUCUAUUUAAGAACCUUAUCGACCAGUACCAGGGAAUCCGACCCGGCUUCAGACCCGUCUCUUCUUCAUUCCGUGAAGAAGCUACACGAAUUGUGUAAAGCAGAGAAAAAUGAAGAUUUGGUAGCUAGGGUUUAUCCUCAGAUAAACAAGCUCUUCCAACGUUCUGUGGCUUCCCUCUCUCAGUCUCGAGCACCGAAUGGGCUUCUCUUGCUGGCCAUUCUUCAAUUUUACCUUGAUUUUGGAGAAGUGGUUCUACAUGAUGCUGAUCCCUCUCUAAGGACAUUCUUUCGGUCAUGUUUGAGCCGUGAAUUUGCAGAUCCUACUGUUGCUGAGGCAACCCUCAAUUUCCUAAACCUGAACAAGAAAAAGCUUUUGACUUCUUUUCUCACCUUACUGCCUCAGUUUUUCCCCUUGUUGCUAAAGCUGAUUGCAUGGCAUGGGAAAAAAUUAGAAAAAUCAUUUCUGAAGGUCUUUCCAGGAUUGGUGUCACCUGGGUCAUUUCUUCCACUAUUUCCAUCAUUGGUGGACCUGCCCAUUUUGGUGGUGGCUUUGGAAAAGGUGGAACGGAGUUCAGGAUCUCUUAUUGGAAGUGGCAUAGCUUCAAUCCAGAAGAGUACGGCUCCUGAGAUGCUACUUGCACUCAUGGAUGAAGCUUAUACUGGUUCAACCAUAGGAGAUGGAGGAGGAGACUCCGAAUCAGAGGAUAGCAGUACCAUAGAUGCAGCUGAUCCUCUGUUCCUUGAACUUCUAAAGGAUGAGAAUGAUGGGCUUGCGGAACGCCACUGGACUUCUCCUGGAAUGGCUGCAGCUAUACAGGCUGUAAUCAACACUCCUCAAUCUGACAGGCUAAAGCAAAUUCUAGACAUGACACCUAGGCUGCUUGAUUAUUAUUUUGCAAUAGGGUUGCGCGAUGUCAAUAACUCUUUAAUAUGUGCUUUGAUUCCCCUGCUUAUGUCAAGAAAUGCGACAAUGUUUCCAGACAAAAAAUUUUCUUAUGAGGUUCGUAAAAGGCUCCUAGAAUUCAUGCUUGCAACGUUUCAGCGUUCUCCAGAUUUUAUUGCACUAUUGAAGAAACCUAUAACUGACAGGCUUGGAGAAGCUUAUGAUAGCUCUGCAAAGAUGGAGUUGGCAUUACAAUUAUGUUGGGCAAUUGGGGAGUAUGGUGGAGGUGGUGGAUCUCACAAAGAUGCAGCACGUGAGCUUUUUGAGAGUUUGGAACUACUUUUAUAUGAAAACUUAUCAUCUAGUCGUCUAAGCUUAAGGCAGGAAUCCACUGUUGGCUCUGAUGGUGAAAACUUCAGGAAGUCAUCACAAUCAAGGCUUCUAUGUUUUGUUGUAACCGCUAUUGCAAAACUUGCUACAUAUCAUCGGGAACUAAUGCCAAGGGCACGUGUGGCCUUGGGAAAGGUAGCUCGAUCACGAAUAUCUGAUGCAAGGGUCUGGAAGCGUGCCCGUGAUUAUUUGGGUUUAAUGAGUGAAACUGCAAUUUGUUUGUCUGUUUUGGGGCCUUCACGACCUUCUGAUGGAGACGUGCAGGAUCCAGGCAUUGUCAACUGGGAUAAGGGUGGCACAAAAAUGACUGCGCAUGUCCCAUUUUAUAUUCUUGGUGAACAAGAAGGUCCACCCUUCCAUGAUUUCUCAUUUUCCGAUAUUCUUCCACGACGAUGAUGGCAGAUCGUUUUUUGGAUCGAAUUAAUGUCUAGUAUACUAUCAAUGCAUAUCCUUCAUACUUAUAUCAGCAUAUGCUUCUUUGUCAUGGAACAGAACAUUGUGGAACAUUGCUACUUAAUUUUUACCAUUUUUUAUUUCAACGACUGAAUUUCAGUAUCGACUCUUUCAUGUUGUAUUGUCUCUCCUGUUCUUGAUUUCAUGAGUUUUCUGAAUGAAUGUAAAUUCCGA